Molecule: messenger RNA, 1623 nt
Organism: Pygocentrus nattereri (red-bellied piranha)
Lineage: Eukaryota; Metazoa; Chordata; Actinopteri; Characiformes; Serrasalmidae
Gene: grwd1
Product: glutamate-rich WD repeat containing 1
Exons: 7
Coding region: 23-1381 (452 amino acids)
Molecular function (GO): protein binding
Source: RefSeq, a predicted model, not a curated record
UCUUUUUGAGCUUCUUCUCGAAAUGGCCGCGCGCGGGGAAGGCACGUGUUCUCCAGAAGAUGAAGGAGUGGAGGAGAUGGAGGAAGGAGGCAGCGAGGAUGGAGACAUGGAGGAGGAGGAGAAGGGCGGAGGCGGGGAGAGCAGAGUGUACGUGCCCGGUCUGCAGCCGCUGGAGCCCGGAGAGGAGCUGGAGAUGGAGCGCUCCGCUUACCGGCUCUACCACCAGUGUCAGACAGGUGCUCCGUGUCUGAGCUUCGAUGUGCUGCGGGACGGUGAUGGAGAGGGCAGAGAGACCUUUCCUCUGUCCAUGCUGCUGUGUGCCGGAACCCAGGCGGACACGGCGCUUAGCAACAGGCUCAUUGUCAUGCGCAUGCACAACCUCUACGGCACUGAGAAAGACAACGACAACGAGGAAGAGGAGCAGAGCAGUGAUAGUGAGAGUGAUGAAGAUGAGGAUGUUGAGAAGAAGCCUCAGAUGGAGCUGGCCAUGGUGCCCCACUAUGGAGGAAUAAACAGAGUCAAAGUGACCAAGCUAGGUGAGCAGUCAUUGGCUGCCGUUUGGUCAGAGAAAGGUCAGGUGGAGAUUUUUGAUCUUCGGCCGCAGUUGGAGGCGGCUCACAGUUCUACGGCCAUGGCAGCGUUCAUAAAGCAGAACAAGGAGGCCACGCCCUUAUUUAGCUUUUCAGGUCACAUGACAGAAGGCUUCGCCAUUGACUGGUCUCCCAAAGUGCCAGGCCGUCUGGCGAGUGGAGACUGUAAGAAGAACAUUCAUGUCUGGGAGCCGAGGGAGGGCGGAGCGUCCUGGCAGAUUGACCAGCGGCCUUUCAGCUCGCACACAAAGUCUGUGGAGGACCUCCAGUGGUCACCCACUGAAGCUACAGUUUUCGCCUCCUGUUCAGUGGAUCAGUCCGUUCGUAUUUGGGAUAUCAGAGCUCCGCCCAACUCCAUGCUUUCGGCCAAUGAGGCUCACUCAGCAGACGUCAACGUCAUCAGCUGGAACAGAACGGAACCGUUCCUGCUGUCUGGAGGUGAUGAUGGACUCCUGAAGGUGUGGGACUUGAGGCAGUUCCAGUCCGGCCGAGCGGUGGCCACCUUUAAGCAGCACAGCGCCCCCAUCACCUCCGUGGAGUGGAACCCGGUGGACUCCAGCGUGUUUGCCGCCGCCGGAGCGGACGACGUCGUCAGCCAGUGGGAUCUGUCGGUAGAGUCAUGUGACGUGGGCGAGCGGGCAGAUGGGUUGAAGGAGCUCCCGCCGCAGCUGCUGUUCCUCCAUCAAGGCCAGAAGGAGGUGAAGGAGCUCCACUGGCACCCGCAGUUACCCGGGAUACUCAUCUCCACCGCGCUGUCAGGCUUCAACGUCUUCAGAACUAUUUCAGUGUGAAAACCCAGCGUGUCUGGGCUUUUUCACAGUAGCUCAAUGGAAGCGGACUGUUCACAUACUGAUAUGCAUUCACAGCACUGCAUUGGCAGAGACUGCUCCUCCUCCUCCUCCUCCUCCUCCUCCUCCCCCUCCUCCUCCUCCUCCACACUCAUCGAGACUGGCAGGUUCACAGAUCGCAGUUUCAUUGGCUGCCUGUGUCCUCAUCAGCAUGUCAACUGAUUAAAAAAACUCCACAUUGAUUA